AUGGACAUCGGCGACGACAACCUUGAUGUCGGCGAUGACGCUACUGACGCCGGCCAUAGCGAAAUGGACAUUAUUAUUCACGAUACUGAUGCCAGCGAUAACAAAUCAGAUUGCGAAGACAACGAUAUGGAUGCCGGGAACAGCAAGAUGGAAAUUGACGUUGACCAUGUCAACGCCAGCGACGGCAAGAUCGUGAGCGGCGGUAAGAAAUGGGUCUAUGUUCCUGCUACGCCUGAUGGCGCCAUGGACGUUUUUGUUGAGGACGGGGCAGAGUACAGCUAUAACAUGGGGGCUGAGGAAACCCAGACGCUCGGCCAGCACGAGGACAUGGAUGCCAUCCCCAGCGCCAUGACAAACGGCACCGCCACAAACGAAAAAUCUGCCAACAACGGGAAACGUAUUGUCAACAAACGAAAGCGAACUGCUUCAGCACCCGCGCCCGCAAAGAGACUGAAGUGUUUUGGCCAGGUCAACAUUACGGCAACACGGGCACGUGUACAAUACGACGGCAAAGUGUGCGAGUAUACGUGGCAGCGCAAUACUGUUGAUGGGCGGCGUUGGGUCAGACACCCAGGAGGCGAACGAGAGGUUUACGGCGAAUAUCUACUGGUUCAUGGUCCCAACAUGUCAAUCAAGGUCAUGGUGAAGACAACCUGGUUGCCAAUCACGGUGGAAUGGGAUAUAGAGAAAGGGGUCUAUCAGGGGGAGGAGAGCAUAGGAGGCAGGAUUCUGACGGUUGAAGAAACGGCAACAUGGGAUGCUAUGAAUGUGGUGGAAGGCACGCACGUCGGUUUUAUUCGUCUCCUCCUCCUUUUUAUAGGUCUCAUAAGCCCAGUGGACAGCCAUCACCAGCAUUAA
Metarhizium acridum CQMa 102 is the source of this 858-nucleotide messenger RNA. RefSeq lists its product as uncharacterized. The record is from RefSeq and is a predicted model, not a curated record. Lineage: Eukaryota; Fungi; Ascomycota; Sordariomycetes; Hypocreales; Clavicipitaceae.